This is a messenger RNA of Manis pentadactyla (Chinese pangolin), 5013 nucleotides long. RefSeq names its product zinc finger protein 804B (gene ZNF804B). Bases 8 to 4051 code for a protein of 1347 amino acids. The record is from RefSeq and is a predicted model, not a curated record. NCBI's taxonomy places the organism in Eukaryota, Metazoa, Chordata, Mammalia, Pholidota, Manidae. Gene Ontology annotation, cellular component: nucleus. The transcript is spliced from 4 exons.
GACCCGCAUGGCUUGUUACCUGGUCAUCAGUUCGAGACAUCUCAGCAAUGGGCACUACCGGGGCAUUAAAGGAGUCUUCAGAGGGCCCCUCCGCAAGGACGGAUCUCGCUCUCCGGAUUUUCCAGAAAAGGAGAAGUCCACAGCAAAGGCCCUGGAAGAUGUAAAGGCAAACUUUUACUGUGAAUUAUGUGACAAGCAGUAUCACAAACACCAGGAGUUUGACAAUCAUAUUAACUCUUACGAUCAUGCUCAUAAGCAGAGACUGAAAGAAUUAAAGCAACGGGAAUUUGCUCGGAAUGUAGCUUCCAAGUCAUGGAAAGAUGAGAAGAAACAAGAAAAAGCUCUUAAACGACUGCACCAACUGGCUGAGUUAAGGCAACAGUCUGAAUGCAUUUCUGGAAAUGGACCAGCAUACAAAGCCCCCAGGUUAGCCAUAGAAAAGCAACUCCAACAAGGAAUUUUCCCAGUUAAGAAUGGCAGAAAGGUAUCAUGCACGAAGAGUGCUUUUCUCCUUAAAGGAAAGAACCUCUCCAGAAGCAUUUCUGAUAAACAGAGGUCCACCAUGCCAAAUCGACACCAGUUACAAAUGGACAGGCAUUGUUUGUUUGGAAAUCGGGUAUCACAGACAUCUUCUGAUCUUGGCAAUACAAAUCACAGGACGGGUGUAUCAUUUUCUUUUUCCAAGAAAGUGCAUCUCAAGCUAGAAUCUUCAGCAUCAGUUUUCAGUGAGAACACAGAGGAAACCUAUGAUUGUAACAAGUCACCCAUCUAUCAGACAAAACAAACUGUAGAGAAAUGCAAGUGCCGCAGGUUAGCAAAUGAGGAUACACACCUCACUAAGGAAAGAGAUAAAAACAUCCCACCAAACCAUGUGGAAAGUGUUUUACACAAUACUUUCUCCAUAAGCUCUCAAGUUAUGCAAGAUAAAAAUGAUUCUGUUGAUGAGACACUAGAAGAUUCUAUUGGCAUUCAUGCUUCAUUCUCUAAAUCUAACAUUCAUCUUUCAAAUGUAGAUUUUACUCCUUCCAGUAGAGAAAAAGAAACUAGAAAUACAUUGAAGAACACUUCAGAACGCUGCGUUCAUCGCUUAAACCAAGCGAAUGCUCCUUCCAGCCCACCAAACAUUUACAAGCACAGUGAUGCCAGGAUAUUUGAAUGUCUGGAUGCGUUUCCAUCACUAGAGCCAAGUAAACUAUACAGUAAAAUGCAUCUGAAUCACAACUCCAGUAUGGAAAAAACAGAAAAAUCUUUGGUUGAAACAGAAAAAGUGAGCAAAAAUAAGCAAAGACUUGUAAGAGAAAUAUAUUCCCAUGAUGCGAAGCCCAAACCAUUGCCUUUCCUCCAUGUGCAGGGCAAGGAUGGCCACACCACUCUCCAAUGGCCUACAGAACUUCUGCUCUUCACAAAAACAGAGCCCUCCAUCUCUUACGGCUGUAACCCAUUAUAUUUUGAUUUUAAACUUUCUCGGAAUGCAAAGGAUGGCCGUGAUCCAGAGGACUUAAAAACAGAAUUGAUUAAGGAGCCCUCAGAAACGAAGACUACAAGAGAGAGCAAAGUCUCAGGUUUAAUCAAAGACCAACAAAAAUUGAUCCAAGAUGAUAAUCAAUCUCUGAAACCAAAGAUGAUGAAAGCUAAUCCAGAUUGGGGUAAUUUCCAACGGAAAUAUAAUUUGGGCUACAGUGAUUCUGAGCCAAAUACGAGUCGACAUAAUUUUAGUGCAAGUGAUUUGGAAAUGAAAAAUUCUGAAGUGCCUGCUUACCUUGAUUUAUCUCUAAAGAAUUGGGUAGGAAACAAUAAUAAUAGUGGUAAUGAAUUUAAGAACCCUUCAAGGACCCAUCAGCAAAAUUGCCGUAGGGUCAUUCUACAUGAUGCAAAUGAGGACCUAUAUUUUUCUCCUUACAUCUCCAGGACUAAAAAGCAUAAACUGAUUCCUUGCAGCCCUCAUUCGGAUUUUGAAGAUGGAAAUCACUUCACCUGGAAUUCUAGGCCUUUCACAGUAAGAGGUCACCGAGAUCGUGGGAAGGACUUUCAUGUAAUCUUGAAUAGUAACCACAUCGGCAUGACCAGCAGCGCUUCUGGAUGUAGAAACCGAAGUUACAAAAGGAAUUCUCCAAAGUUGUCCCUGGAUAGAAGUUCUAGCCCUUCAGACACAUCUCCUGGCAGUCUGUCCAGCUUAAGAAGUACUUGUUCUGCUCAUAGGUCCAGUUCAGAUGGCAGAGGUAAUUUGCUCUACUUCUGUAGAAGAGAGCGCAACUCAGAUGAAGGGCACAAAGGGAAACGCCGAAAACGCAGCUGCCUCUGCUUGUCUGGGGAGACAGCAAAGAACAGCUGCCUGCCGUCUGAAACACAGAGAGAUGGGAACUGCCAAUUGUGGGAGUCAUUCAAAAAUGAAAAGCACUCAAAACAUAGAUAUGGCCACUGCACAGAAAGAUAUCAACUGGGCAAAAAUCAACAACUUUCAGGGCUGAAAACCAGGAGAAUCGUGCAGUGUGAUUCUAGCUCUCAAGUGUCCUACGCUGGGAACAGUAAGACACCUAAUCACCAGGGACCUCAGCACAGUAGGUUGGGCUUUUACUCAAGAGAGCGAAUUUAUUACUUAAAUAAAAGUGAAAGAAAUCAAGAGUGUUUGGACAGCCCUCAAAUUAGUGAUCUGGGCAAAGUAAAAUUCAGGCAGCAUAACUCUGGGAAUAUCAGCUGCCUGCUGAGCAAUGGUUCCAGCAGCCCUUCAGAAACCACAGAGGUGAAUAUGGCAGAAGGAGAGAAGACCCCCCUGACAGCCAAAAGCCUCUUAGAAAGAGUACAAGGCAAGAGGUGUCAGGAACAAUCAGCUAAUCUUGAGGUCUCUUCAGACAGUUGUAGAAAUGACUCAGAGGCUCAUUCACAAAUUCAGAGCACAAUUCAGUUUGCCCCACUGGGCUGCAACAGACCAGCAUUGCCUUUGUCAGAAAAAAUGCAGAACACAAAUAAAACAAGAAAUGAUAAAGGCAGUGUAGUUCAAAGGACUCCUGAGAAAGACGGAGUCAAAAGUUCACAGACAAAUAAUUUUACUGUUUUAGUAGAUCCUGAUUGUGAUAACCAUCUUGCUAAAGGUAUAAUUCACAUAGUAACAGAGUCUCAGUCACCAAACACAAAAAAGAACCCAGGAAAAGAACAAGUAAAACCUUUCAUUAGUGAAGUUCAACAUUUAAUUCAAAACUGUGACCCAGUAUCAAAUGAUCUCCCCGGUGCUCUUCCAUCUAAUAGAUACCCUGGUGUUACUGAUUCAACAGAGACCAAAGAGGACCACAUAGAUCUAGCCUUACAGGAUUUAAGCAUGCACAGGCGUCAUGUAGAGGGAAAUAUCCACUCUUACUAUGACAGAGCUAUGCAGAAGCAUGACCCAGUGGAAGAUGAAUUAGAACUGUGUCAUAAAUCUGUCUCUCCCCCUUUAACUCAACAGCCAAUAACAUUUUCUCCUGAUGAAAUAGAUAAAUAUAAGCUCCUACAGCUACAAGCCCAGCAGCAUAUGCAGAAACAGCUCCUGUCAAAGCAUCUUCGGGUUUUGCCCCCUGCAGGGCCCACUGCCUUCUCUCCGGCCUCAACUGUACAGACGGUCCCGGGUCACCAGCACACUUCUAUCACCACCAUCCACCACACAUUCCUGCAGCAUUUUGCUGUUUCUGCAUCCAUAAAUUCCCACAGUAGCCACCUCCCUGUAGCUCAUCUACAUCCUCUUUCUCAGCCACAUUUUACUCCAUUCACAUUUUCACCUCUGACUCCAGCCAUCAUCCCUGCACACCCCACUUUCUUAGCGGGCCACCCCCUGCAUUUAGUGACAGCCGCCCCCUUACACUCACCUCACAUAACACUUCAGCCCCUGCCCCCUGCAGCUUUUAUUCCCGCAUUGUUUGGUCCUCACUUAAACCCAGCCACAGCUUCUAUCAUCCACUUGAAUCCUUUAAUCCAGCCAGUGUUUCAAGGUCAAGAUCUUUGCCACCAUACUUGCUCCAGUCAGAUGCAACAAUUAAAUGGAAUGAAAGAGGCCUUACAUGUAUCAGCACAGUUGAACUAACAGGUGUUAAUGCUCCUCUUGUGGAUAGUAAAACAAAUUGUCACUACCUACAAAAUGAUGUAUUUAAAGUGGUCUAUUUGAUUGUUACAAGAUUUUAAAUGUUGGUGCCAGUUCAAAAUGUGAUAUAUAAAUAUAACUGAAUUGCCAAUAUUGAAAUAGGAGCAUUUCAAGAAUUUCUUUUAAUUUGCAUAAAUAAUAAAGCAAAUUUUAAAUAAUUUUAUGGAAAAGUAAAGGGAGAAGUGUUAAAGGUCUGUUUGGGAUGAGUUCUCAUAUAAUGUUAUAAUUUAUAACAUCAUAAAUGAUAUAAAAUAUGCAAGCCGGUCAUUAAUAUUACAAAGAAAAUCAAAUGGAACAUAAUACUGUAUGUUUUAGGUGUUUGUUGAGUAAAUGAAUGAAUGCACAUUUGAUUUUAUUCAUCAGAUGAUAAUAGUGAAAUGAACUAAUUAUUGGAAGUAAUUCCUAUGGGUAACUAUUGACUAAGCUUUCAAUCAAUGUAAUCUGUUUCCAUCAAUAUAACCUAUAUUUUCAUAGGAUAUAAGAGAUGGCAAGAAAUUUUCUGAUUAAUUCAGGUUGAAAACUACUCUUCAGUGAAAAACAAUCUUUACACAGAUUGUUUUGUUGAGUUUUUGUGAAAAAUCGGGUUAUCGUCAUUUCACACACAUUUAUGUUUGGAAUUUUGUAAUUGUAAGAAGCAACCAUAUCUAAAAUUAAGAAUGUUUAAUUUUUUUAAGAAAACAUAUAAACCAUCUUUAGUAUUUGGUAAUACAAAAUAAAAUACACUCAACAUUUUGAAUAUAUUCAUCAAUCUUUUGAAUAUUAUAAGAACUGAAAUACUAAGUUUUCUUUAUUCUUCUACACAGAAAUCUUACUGUGUUCAGCCAAUAUAUGAGUAAGUGGAAAGGUAAAGUUUUGGAAAUUCAGAAUUUUUACAUGAUAUUCAUUGAGAAAAUCUUAUAAAUUAU